CCCGCCGCCGUGCAGUGCCGCCCUAUCUUGCUGCAGCCGCCGCACCCGCUCCAGCGCCCCCAAUUUGCGCUCGGGAGCGAGGAGCGGCCAACGGCCCCGCCCCGCUGCCGCCAUCGUCACUGCAGUGCUCUCCGGUCGCCAUUCGUUACCGAAACUUUACAGCACCCGCGACGUUUCCGGGACUCCGCGGCGGCUGGGCGGAGGCGGCCCAGGGGCGGCGCGCGGCUGCUCGGGUGCGCGGGGCUCUUUUCGGCAGCCCCACUGCUGGGCCUCGAAAACUGACCGUCUGAGGGAGAUUCAGAGCACUGCCAGCAUUAUUUCAUUGUGAAGACUGAAUUGAUCCUGGGUGUGUCUGUGAGGAUGUUGCCAAAGGAGCCAGCGCAGUUAUAAUAUAAGCAGGCAGAAAGGAGAGACUAGCCUACCCCUGUGACCCUACAUCUUUCUUCCAUGCUGGAUGUUUCCUGCCCUCAAACAUGGGACUCCAAGUUCUUCAGUUUUGGAACCUGGACUGGGCAUCCUUGCGCCUCACCCUGCAAAUGGCUUCUUGUGGGACCUUGUGAUCAUGAUGGUUCCUGGUGGGAGCGGUGGCUCAUGCCUGUAAUCCCAACACUUGGGGAGGCCAAGGUGUGUCCGGAAUUUAUCCUUCUGGGGAAUUCCAGCUGUUCUCCUAACAGAAGGGCAGUUUUUGAAGAAAUUAAGCAGGACUUGAUGUGGAUUGUCAUAAGCUGUCUCUCCCUCAAGAGACGGCGUGCCAUUUCUAUGACUGGAUGCUGAGAAGCCUGCUGGUCCACAGGUUUACACAUGAAGUUACCAUAAAGAGUGUGGCUUCUGCUUCAUCAACACCUCAUUGCCGUGAGGUGAGGAUAUGAUGAGCAUAACCAGUGACGAGGUGAACUUCUUGGUGUAUCGGUAUCUCCAGGAGUCAGGUUUUUCCCACUCGGCUUUCACAUUUGGGAUCGAGAGCCACAUCAGCCAGUCCAACAUUAAUGGGACGCUAGUGCCACCAGCUGCCCUCAUCUCCAUUCUGCAGAAGGGACUGCAGUAUGUGGAGGCUGAGAUCAGCAUCAACGAGGAUGGAACAGUGUUUGACGGCCGCCCCACAGAGUCCCUGUCCUUGAUAGAUGCUGUGAUUCCUGAUGUGGUGCAGAUGCAGCAGCAGGCGUUUGGAGAGAAGCUCACUCAGCAGCAAGCCAGUGCAGCAGCCAUGGAGGCAUCAGCAAUGGCAAAGGUGGCACCCAUAACCCCAGCUACUGUUUCCCAGCAAAAUCCUCCAAAGAACCAAGAGGCCACAGUGAAUGGGGAACAGAAUGGAGCACGUGCAAUCAAUAAUCACUCAAAGGACGGGGAUGUUGAGAUUCCACCCAACAAAGCCACAGUCCUUCGGGGCCAUGAGUCUGAGGUGUUCAUUUGUGCCUGGAACCCUGUCAGUGAUUUGCUAGCUUCCGGAUCUGGAGACUCAACUGCAAGGAUAUGGAACCUGAAUGAGAAUAGCAACGGGGGCUCCACCCAGCUCGUGUUGAGACACUGUAUACGAGAAGGGGACCACGAUGUCACGAGUAACAAAGAUGUCACCUCACUGGACUGGAACAGUGAUGGAACACUAUUGGCGACGGGUUCAUAUGAUGGUUUUGCAAGAAUAUGGACAGAAAAUGGUAACCUGACCAGCACCUUAGGCCAACAUAAAGGACCCAUCUUCGCUUUGAAAUGGAACAAAAAGGGGAAUUAUAUUUUGAGUGCUGGUGUAGACAAAACAACAAUAAUUUGGGAUGCUCACACAGGAGAAGCAAAACAGCAGUUUCCUUUUCAUUCAGCCCCUGCCCUUGAUGUGGACUGGCAGAACAACACGACCUUUGCCUCCUGUAGCACAGACAUGUAUAUCCACGUGUGCAGGCUUGGCUGUGAUCGCCCAGUCAAAACCUUCCAGGGACACACUAACGAGGUCAACGCCAUCAAAUGGGAUCCUUCUGGAAUGUUGCUGGCCUCCUGCUCCGAUGACAUGACAUUGAAGAUCUGGAGUAUGAAACAGGAUGCAUGCGUUCACAAUCUUCAGGCUCACAGCAAAGAGAUCUACACCAUCAAGUGGAGCCCCACCGGGCCCGCCACCAGCAACCCAAACUCCAGCAUCAUGUUGGCAAGUGCUUCGUUUGAUUCUACAGUGCGACUAUGGGAUAUGGAGCAAGGUGUCUGCACCCAUACACUCAUGAAGCAUCAGGAGCCUGUCUACAGUGUAGCUUUCAGCCCCGAUGGGAAGUACUUGGCCAGUGGAUCCUUUGACAAGUGUGUUCAUAUCUGGAAUACUCAGAGUGGAAGUCUUGUCCACAGCUACCAAGGCACCGGCGGUAUCUUUGAGGUGUGCUGGAACACCCAAGGAGACAAAGUCGGUGUCAGCGCAUCUGACGGCUCUGAACACUUUGGCUGGUGAGCAUGCACACAACUCCAGGAAACACUGCACAUGUGGCCCCUCCCAAAUGGUAGCAGGCCACUGUGCAUGAAGACAGCCUGCUCCAAGAAAAUAAUCAUGGAAGAAGGGAUACAAGACCCCAGAAACCAUGGCAACAUAAAAGACCCCACAUCAAGGGCUAAACAGUGCACUUGACUCUCUCAAGUUACCUGCUUGGCCAUAUUCCAAGUGUACUUACUUCCUUUCAUUCCUCUUCUAAAGCUUUUUAAUAAACUUUCCCUCUUGC
This is a messenger RNA of Rhinopithecus roxellana (golden snub-nosed monkey), 2687 nucleotides long. It is a transcript of the gene TBL1Y, whose product is annotated as transducin beta like 1 Y-linked. The coding region runs from base 866 to 2422 and encodes 518 amino acids. Gene Ontology annotation, cellular component: histone deacetylase complex. The transcript is spliced from 19 exons. The record is from RefSeq and is a predicted model, not a curated record. Lineage: Eukaryota; Metazoa; Chordata; Mammalia; Primates; Cercopithecidae. Gene Ontology annotation, molecular function: protein binding; transcription corepressor activity. Gene Ontology annotation, biological process: regulation of transcription by RNA polymerase II.